Cheilinus undulatus (humphead wrasse) is the source of this 1878-nucleotide messenger RNA. It is a transcript of the gene polr3c, whose product is annotated as polymerase (RNA) III (DNA directed) polypeptide C. The record is from RefSeq and is a predicted model, not a curated record. NCBI's taxonomy places the organism in Eukaryota, Metazoa, Chordata, Actinopteri, Labriformes, Labridae. Bases 105 to 1730 code for a protein of 541 amino acids. The transcript has 13 exons. Gene Ontology annotation, molecular function: single-stranded DNA binding. Gene Ontology annotation, cellular component: RNA polymerase III complex. Gene Ontology annotation, biological process: DNA-templated transcription.
GUGCUCAUGUGUUGACAACGAGAAGCCGCAUGUGUUUAGACGUCAAUAUUUGGGCUUCUUAAAAGGAAGGAUUCCCCGUGUCCAGAAACCCGUCUGUCAGGAGGAUGACUGCCCAAGAGGUGCGUCUGUGUGGUCUUCUGCUUCAGGAGCACUUUGGAGAGGUGGUGGAGAAAGUGGGAACACACCUGCUCAGAUGUGGAGCGCAGAAUUUAAGAGCCAUCAUCCAUGAGACAGGCAUCUCACUGGACCUGGUAAAGAAGUCCCUGUGUGUGCUCAUGCAGCAUGGGGUAUGCAUGUUCAGCACAGCCCGUAAAGGACCUGGGAGUCCCCCAGAGUAUCGGACCAGCUGUAAUCACAUUCUGAGAAUUCUUCGAUUCCCACGUUACAUCUACACUGCCAAAACCCUGUACGGGGACACAGGAGAGCUCAUUGUAGAGGAGUUACUACAGAGAGGGAACAUGACCAUGAGCAGCACGGUGAAGACAGUAGCUGACCGUCUCACACAGAACAUGGAGGAGGGCCGGAGCAUGGAUUACAGUGAAGUAUCCACUGCUUUUUCCAAACUUGUUGAGACGCAUUUUCUUCAGCGCUGCCCUCCAGCAGCAGGACCAAGAACAAAAGACAGUUCCACAACAGCUACCCCCGAUGCUCCUGUAAGCACAGCCCCACCCACAGCUGAGAGCUUCCCUGACUGCUACAAGGUGCCUCAUGUGACACUGAUAGGGCGAGGCAAACGCCAACUCUCAGGCGAGGAUGGAGAGGACCAAAGGAAUGCUAAAAAGGCUAAAAUGGAAAUAGAGACGCAUGGUGAUGAGGGGAUUUACUGGCAGGUGAAUUUUCAGAGGUUCCAUCUCCACUUCAGAGAUCAGGCCAUCAUCAGCGCUGUCGCCAACAAACUGGACCAGACCAGCAGUGAGAUAGUGAGGACGAUGCUGAGGAUGAGUGAGGUUACGACUGCACCCAUGGCCUCCUGCACAAAGCCCCUCUCAGCCAAUGAGAUCUUCAGGUCCCUCCCCAACAGUUACAACAUCCCAAGACCCAUCUUAGACCAGUACCUCACCCUUCUGGUUGAUGACCCGAUGGAGUUUGUGGGAAAAGCUGGAGAAAGUGGAGGAGGGAUGUAUGUUGUCAAUCUGCACAGAGCCCUGGCUAAUCUGGCACGAGCCACACUCGAGUCCGUCGUGCAGGAGAGAUUUGGCUCCAGAUCUGCGCGUAUCUUCCGCCUGUUGCUAAGGAAACGCCACCUGGAACAGAAACAGGUGGAGGAUUUUGCAAUGAUUCCAGCAAAAGAGGCUAAAGACAUGCUCUACACACUGCUCUCACAGAACCUGGUGCAGCUACAGGAAAUCCCAAAGACUCCCGACUACGCUCCCUCUCGUACCUUUUAUCUUUACACAGUCAACCAACUCCCAACAGCAAGAAUGCUGCUUCAGAACUGCUACAAGACAGUUGCCAACCUCAUAGAGCGACGUCUGUUUGAGACCAAAGACAGCAAGCGUCUGCUAGAGAAAUCUCAGAGAAUCGAGGCCAUCCUGGCAUCUCUGCAGGCCAGCGGGGCCGAGCCUGAGCAGCUGACAGAGGUAGAGGAGAUGAUCACCGCACCUGAGAAGCAACAGCUGGAAGGCCUACGGCUUCACAUCAACAAGUUGGAUUCGGCAGAGAACCAGGUGGAUGAAACCAUCUUUCUUCUGGAGUCGUACAUCGAAUCCACUGCCACAGCAGCAAGCUGAUGCUGUUUUUUGUUCCUUUUUGUAUGAAUGAUGCUAGUUUGGCUGUUUUAUGGUUCUAUGGCUGAAUUGUUUCAGUUGUGAAUAAAAUAAAAAUUCAAAUAGAUUGUUUAUUUCUGCUUUUUACUGCAUAUGUCAGCAAAUAAAUAAA